AUGUUUCCAUUUGUGGACAUACCAAACCCUGGUGGACAUGGAAAAGAAAAUGGGCUCCGUUUUCCAUUUUUCCAGAAUUGCAGUCUUUACAUACACAAUCUUCACGUGCAAGCCAAGUUUGGCAGUGUCUUCCGUUUUCGAUCGCAAGUCUAUGGUCGCUUAGUCUGUAUUUGGCUAAUAAUUGUCUAUAUUUGUCGUCUCUCUCCUUCCUCUGUACAGCAAACCCUGGUGGACAAGGUGUCCCGUAGGCAGCGUGUGGACAUGAGCCUGCUCUUCCUCAACAUUAAAGUCAGACGCCUGCAGCUGGUCAGCGACUCCCUGGAUGAGCUGGCGAGAAAGCGGGCGGACCUGAAGAAGAAGCUAAAAGUGACGUUUGUUGGCGAGGCGGGCCUGGACAUGGGCGGCUUGACAAAGGAGUGGUUUCUUCUCCUGAUUCGACAGAUUUUUCACACAGACUACGGCAUGUUUACAUACAUCAAGGAGUCGCAGUACCACUGGUUCAGCAGCUGGAACUGUGACAACUGCUCAGAGUUUCGACUGGUCGGAUCUCUGAUGGGCCUGGCGCUGUACAACAGCAUCACGCUGGACAUCCGCUUCCCCCCGUGCGUCUACAAGAAGCUGCUCAACCCGCCCAUGGUGCCUUGUGACCCGGACGCCCCCGUCGGCAUCACCCCCCUCACCCUGGAGGACCUCCAGCAAGUCAUGCCGGAUCUGGCGCACGGCCUGUCGGAACUCCUGAGCUACGAGGGCAACGUGGAGGAGGAUUACUACACAACCUUCCAGGUUUUCCAGGAAGAGAUGGGAGUCAUCAAGUCGUACAAUCUGAAACCGGGCGGCGAUAAGAUCCCCCUGACCAACCACAACAGAAAAGAAUAUGUCCAGCUGUACAUCGAUUUCCUGCUGAAUAAGUCCAUUGAGAAGCCCUUUGCAGCCUUCUACCAUGGCUUCCACAGCGUGUGUGCCUCUGACGCUAUCAUGUUGCUGAGGCCGGAGGAGAUUGAGGUGCUGGUGUGUGGCAGUCCCCAUCUGGACAUGGUGUCUCUGCAGAGGGUGGCCCAGUACGAGGGCUUCAGCAAGACAGACCCCACCAUCCGGUACGUACAUGCACAUGUCUCUUCUCCUUCUCUUCUAAUAUUCUUUCAUCAACUCUCUUCACUUACCCUCUCCUCAACCCGUGGUUCUCUUCUCUUACAAACGACCCCACUAUCCA
Messenger RNA from Engraulis encrasicolus (European anchovy), 1210 nucleotides. Its product is annotated as probable E3 ubiquitin-protein ligase HECTD2. Gene Ontology annotation, molecular function: ubiquitin protein ligase activity. The transcript has 9 exons. Gene Ontology annotation, biological process: ubiquitin-dependent protein catabolic process; protein polyubiquitination. The annotation marks the transcript as partial. The record is from RefSeq and is a predicted model, not a curated record. Lineage: Eukaryota; Metazoa; Chordata; Actinopteri; Clupeiformes; Engraulidae.